Molecule: messenger RNA, 1698 nt
Organism: Morus notabilis
Lineage: Eukaryota; Viridiplantae; Streptophyta; Magnoliopsida; Rosales; Moraceae
Product: acyl-CoA-binding domain-containing protein 4
Exons: 16
Coding region: 17-1525 (502 amino acids)
Molecular function (GO): protein binding
Source: RefSeq, a predicted model, not a curated record
AAAAAAAAAAAAAAAAAUGCAUUACUGGGUUCGAGCUUCUUCCUCCGACUUCGGUGGAAAUCUUCUCCAUCCUCGCAGUGGUCACACUGCCGUGAAUAUCGGGAAAUCGAAGGUCGUCGUCUUCGGCGGCUUCUUUGACAAGAAGUUUCUCAGCGACAUCGUCGUCUAUGAUAUAGAGAAGAAAGAAUGGUUUCAGCCAGAGUGCACAGGCAGUGGCUCCGAUGGACAAGUAGGUCCAGGUCCACGUGCAUUUCACAUUGCCGUUGCAAUUGAUUGUCAUAUGUUCAUUUUUGGUGGGCGUUUAGGUAGCAAUAGGUUGGGAGAUUUUUGGGUCUUAGAUACUGAUAUAUGGCAAUGGUCAGAGUUGACCAGUUUCGGUGACUUGCCAUCACCACGGGACUUUGCAGCAGCUUCUGCUAUUGCUAAUAGGAAAAUUGUUAUGUAUGGUGGCUGGGAUGGGAAGAAGUGGCUGUCAGAUGUGUAUGUCUUGGACACAAUAUCACUUGAAUGGACGGAGCUGCCUGUUACUGGAUCAUUACCACCGCCUAGAUGUGGUCAUACAGCCACCAUGGUCGAGAAACGAUUACUGGUUUAUGGUGGCAGAGGAGGUGGAGGUCCAAUCAUGGGUGAUUUAUGGGCAUUGAAGGGUCUUAUUGAAGAAGAGAAUGAAACACCUGCAUGGACACAGCUUAAGCUUCCUGGACAAGCCCCUUCUCCUCGUUGUGGACACACAGUUACAUUUGGAGGGCAUAUUCUGCUGUUAUUUGGAGGACAUGGGACUGGUGGUUGGUUGAGUCGGUACGACAUUUAUUACAAUGACUGUAUUGUUUUAGACAGGGUGUCUGCACAGUGGAAGCGCUUACCUAUUGGAAACGAACCUCCUGCUGCUCGAGCAUACCAUUCUCUGACUUCCAUAGGUUCAUGUUAUCUGUUAUUUGGUGGCUUUGACGGGAAAACAACAUUUGGUGAUCUAUGGUGGUUGGUUCCUGAAGACGACCCUAUUGCAAAGAGAUGGACAACAUCACCAAAUGAUGUUUCUCAAGAUAUGGAUGCAGCAACUGGAAAUUAUGAUGUAUCAUCUAGAGUGAGGGAAAGCCAACAAGAACAAUCUGCUGUCUCAGAAUUACAGAAAAAGUUAGGGCUUUCAGUUUCACUUUCUGGUAAUAGAUCUCCAAUUGUGGAUGAAUUAGAAGAUAAAGAAUUUAUAGAACUAGCGUCCAGUUUGAUUGGAGAAAAAAUUUCUGGCAAUGUACAGCUUUCACAUAUUCAGAUACUACGUGACCACUGGAGAAACACCACACCAAGUUUGGUACGACUUAAAGAGCUAGGGCCCCUUCUUCGUGACUACCAGCGACUUAUUACUCGUCAUCACUUGCCAAACGGUGCAUCACAUAUGCAGUCCUCGGCGUUCAGUAUUCCUGGAAAAGAUGCUUAUCAUUUCUAUCAUGUUAGAAAUGCUCAUCAGUUGCGCAUGAAUGAUAUACCAAAGCUGCUGGCAGAGUACAAACAGCUACCGUCUGAUUAAAGGAGAGAGAGAGAGAGAGAGAGAGAGAGAGAGAGAGAGAGAUAGCAAGAGAGAGAGAGAUAGAUAGAUAGAUAGAUAGAUAGCAACUAAGUUGUCGCUUAAGCUUGCUUUAGUUUCUCACAAAGAACAUGCACAUUAUCAAUGCGUAGAUGGUUGAUCUCCAUUUCUAUUUA